GCCUUCCGCCGCUUCCGCCCUCACUCCGCGUCGCUUCCGGCGCACGAUGGCGGCGCCCGUGCGGAGGGCACUGGCGGCGGCGCUGACCGCGACGCGGGGCUACCGGGCGGCCCCGCUGCCGCUGCGGCCGCGCCCGGCGCCCGCGGACCCGGCGCGGCGGUUCGGGCGGCUCGGGGAGGCCGCGGGGGUCCCGGCCGCGUCGCUCUGGCCCGGCCCCGAGCGGCUGCGCGAGGCGGAGGCGGAGGAGCGCGAGUGGGACCCGCCGCUGCGGGAGCGGCAGGAGGCGCUGGAGCGGCGGGAGCGCGAGGAGGCGCGGGAGCGCGAGGAGAGGGCGCAGCGCGUGGCCCGCGCCCUGGCCGCGAUGCCGGCGCGGGUGCGCGCGUGGCGGGAGGAGCGCGCGGCGGCGCGGGAGCGCGCGCGGGCCGAGGCGGAGCGGCGGCGGCGGCUGCUGGAGGGGGCGGGGCUGGCGCUGGCCCCGCCCCGCCCGGGAGCGCCCCCGCGCGGCCCCGCGCAGGCGCAGGCGCUGCUGGCGGAGCUGGAGCGGCGGGAGCGGCGGGAGGAGAAGCGGCGGCGGCGGCGCGAGCGGGACGAGGCGCGCGGAGCGCGUUGGCCGCCCGCUGAGGCCGCUGCUGCCGAGCGGCCCCCCCCGGGACCCCCUGAACCUGCCCCCGGGACCGGCGGGGGCUCCUGAACCUCCCAACCUGGGGAGGGUUCCUGAGCCCCCUGGGGACCCCCCGGCCCCUCCCCCCGGGGGUCCCACCCCCCCCCCCGCAUCCCGAGACUAAAAUGGGUUUAAAAUUCUGCGUUUAA
Messenger RNA from Columba livia (rock pigeon), 810 nucleotides. RefSeq names its product GADD45G interacting protein 1 (gene GADD45GIP1). NCBI's taxonomy places the organism in Eukaryota, Metazoa, Chordata, Aves, Columbiformes, Columbidae. Gene Ontology annotation, cellular component: mitochondrion; nucleus. The record is from RefSeq and is a predicted model, not a curated record.